This is a messenger RNA of Phyllotreta striolata, 2409 nucleotides long. NCBI's taxonomy places the organism in Eukaryota, Metazoa, Arthropoda, Insecta, Coleoptera, Chrysomelidae. The record is from the annotation of a GenBank genome assembly.
AUGCCAAACAGAGAUACGACCGUCGUCGACGACAUUCCUCAAUGGAAAAAAGAUUUAAUAGCCAGGCUGAGGAAUCAAAAUAAAUCGUUCGGCGCGAGAGAUCGCCAAUCGGCCCCCCAUCAUUCCCAGCGAACGGUACAACAACCUAACCUAACAGGCGGUGGCAUCGAUUGUGCAUCGGCACCAGCAGCACCAGUAACGCCGGAUGUUUCGCGGCGCACCGAUGUGCUCGUGCCGGCCGCCUCGCGUGACGUGACGUCGAAAAUGGUGCAAGAGCGCGUCUGGGCCGACGGCCAGACCGGCCGGUUCGCCGUCGACAACGCCUGUCGCAAGGGCAGCGAUUCCGACGAGUCGGAGGAGCUGCGCUACGGGCCGGGCAUCGUCAAGAAGCUCAAAAACAAGUACCUCAGUUUGGCGCUGCGCGAGACCAACAACAGACGGCCGGCGCUGCAACAGCUGCGGAAGGCCGCCUCCCUCGAGGACAUACUCGACGACGUCCAGGAAGGUAAGAUCGCCAACGGCGAUGGCGCGGGCAAUGUCCAAUUGCGGUUCAGAUCGGCCGGCCGGCAGUCCGACAUGAAGCGGGCGCGCUCCGUCGAGCCCGUCUCUCGCCUCGACAGUCCCGUGUUCGAUAAGACUUCGGUUUCUAAUCGACAAUCGCUCAACGAAGAGACUCUUAUCGCCGCCCAGAAGGAAGGAAACGAUUACGGCUACAGGAAAAUGCAAGAUAACGUCGAUGCCGUGCAGGAAAACAAGUUCAGUCAGAGAAUCAACCGGCCCAAAAGACUGCAACCGAUGAUGAGCGAAAAGGAGAAACCGCCCGUCGAUGUCGUCAAACAAGCCAAGAUGAUUUUCGAAAGGCGGCCCGAACAGAGGACCAAAAAACCGCCGACGACGGGCGACGUCGCCGCCAAAGUGGACUCUUACAAUAACAUUAUAGUCAAAGCUAAAGUUGAAGCUAAAGUUUCGAGGAAACCGCCAAUCAAAGGUAACAAACCGUCUGUUAACGACAAAAGAAACGGAACCAACAGAUCUCUAGUGAAGCCCAAAGACGCUUUGAAAUUGCAAUUGAAUAAGUCCAACAGCGAUUCGUCUUUGAUCAGCCCCAUUCCGGACGUUUCCAGGAUAUCCACCGGCGAAUCGCCGGAAUCGCCGCAGACGAAUCUAUCGGAAACGCCCGAUUUAAUUCUCACCACUAGUCCGAUAUCCACGCCGUACUCGCCCACCUACAAAUCCUUCGCCGAGAACUUCGUCAAAGAAGACUCUCCGAGCGAUCACAAGCUAUCCAGCCCGUUGGUGAGUCCCAACCGAAUCAAACCGGCCAGCCCGUUGAUCAGCCCCAGUUUCAACAGCAGAAGCCCGGGCAAAUUCGACGACGCCGACUCGCCGGGCACCAAGAAAAUCUCGCCGACGAGCAUCGAGCGAAUAUCCAAAGAAACGGGCAGCCUCGUCUUCAAGUUCGUCGACAAGAGCAUCAAGCAGGACCAUCUGCCGGUCAACAGGAACGUCUCCGACGUGAAAACGCCGCCCUCGCAGCCGCUCAAGAUCGAGGUGAACGGCCACAACGACGGCAAAUCGCCGGCGGCGGACACGCGGGGCUUCGAGCUGCUGAGGCGGUCGCCGCCGAAGUUCACGCCGCCGCCGCCGCCCGUCGUCGUCGACAAGCCGCUCACCGUGACGGAGAUCGAAAAGAACACGAUAAACGCGUCGAAGAACCGCGCGAAAAGUGAAAACGACAGUGUGGAAGUCGUGAAUAGGAACGUGGUGCCGAAAAGAGUGGCGAGACCGAGGGAACCGGUUUCGGAGUCGUCGUUCGUUAUUAAUUUCGUCGGAACGAAAAGGGACGUGCCGGACUACAUUUCGAACGAUAGGUCGCGUAGUGCCAGUAAACCUGAUUUGCCCAAGAGCGGUGAAGGUGGUAUUAUAUUAAUACCAGGAGCAACCAUCUUGGAUUCCUUCACUGAUGAAGACGAGGAGAUCCUUCGGUCCUUGGAGGGUCCGCCGAGUCCGUGCGACGUUGAUUUCAUUAACGAUAACGUCAUUAUCGACGGAAAAUCUAGUCUACACAACAAAUCUGUCCGGUCUAAGUUAAAAAUUUCGUUCGUCGAUUCGGAACCGGACGUGUUCGAAUACCCAUCUGAAACGUCGCUGAUGUUAGACGAUUCCCCGAUGACGUCCCCCGUACAACUAGGUCACACAGUUCCUAAUUUAAGCGGUUCUUCUUUGGCCAAUUACAAGCCGAAAAGUACUGAGAAGUUCCAGCCGGGCGUUACGAAAGUCGCGCCCCAAAUCGUCGUCAAUUCAUUGAAUUCAUCCAAACCGGAGGAAUCGUCGGGAACGGAGGCGUUCGAGCAGAGGGAGGCCGAAAAGCCGUUCAGUUCGGGCGGUAGCGCCGACAUACUUUUUUAG